This is a messenger RNA of Arachis duranensis, 1089 nucleotides long. Its product is annotated as vacuolar protein sorting-associated protein 2 homolog 2. The record is from RefSeq and is a predicted model, not a curated record. Lineage: Eukaryota; Viridiplantae; Streptophyta; Magnoliopsida; Fabales; Fabaceae. The transcript is spliced from 11 exons. Bases 167 to 823 code for a protein of 218 amino acids. Gene Ontology annotation, cellular component: ESCRT III complex; multivesicular body. Gene Ontology annotation, biological process: endosome transport via multivesicular body sorting pathway; late endosome to vacuole transport; protein transport.
UUGGGUAUUACGUGGAGACGCAGAACGCUCCCCAAAGCUUCCAUUUUCUCUCUCAUACAAAGCACACACACUGUCCACCGUGCUAAGUGCUAGUCAGCUCCUACGCUGCUGCUACUGUCCGUUUCAAUUAGGGUUCUGCUCCUCUUCCAUUCACAGACACACAACCAUGAACCUCUUCAAGAAGAAAACCUCACCCAAAGAGGCUCUGCGGACAAGUAAGAGGGAAAUGGCGGUUGCAACAAGAGGCAUUGAAAGAGAGAUAGCAUCACUUCAGAUGGAGGAAAAAAAAUUGGUGGCUGAGAUCAAACAAACAGCUAAAACCGGAAAUGAGGCUGCCACUAAAAUCCUGGCUCGCCAACUUGUUCGAUUACGACAACAAAUAACCAAUUUGCAGGGAAGUCGUGCCCAGAUCAGGGGUGUAGCAACUCACACACAGGCAUUAUAUGCAAGCACUUCAAUCUCAACGGGAAUGAAGGGGGCAACAAAAGCAAUGGCAGCAAUGAACAAGCAAAUGGCACCAGCAAAACAGGCUAAAGUGAUUAGAGAAUUCCAAAAGCAAUCGGCACAAAUGGACAUGACGAUUGAGAUGAUGUCAGAAUCUAUAGAUGAAACUUUAGACAAAGAUGAAGCCGAGGAAGAAACAGAAGAGCUCACUAAUCAGGUUCUUGAUGAGAUUGGAGUGGAUAUUGCAUCCCAGUUAUCUUCGGCGCCAAAAGGCCGGAUUGCUUCAAGGAAUACCGAAAAUGUUGCUCCAAGCAGACCGCAGGAAUCCCAAGAUGUUGAAGAUCUUGAAAAGAGAUUGGCUUCUCUUAGAAGAUUAUAGAAGGACUAUAAAGAGAUCUGCUCAUUCAUGUGAAGAGGCUUGUAAAAUCGUUAAGUUAUAAAAAUAUAAAGUAUUGUAUCACUCUACUUAUGCGUAUUUUAUAAUUUAUAAGGGCUCUGGUGUGUGGAACUCUCAGCAGAAGUAUCAGUAGCUAAAAGCAUUUAUCUAAUAUUUAGACAUUUCAUAGAGAAAUAUGUGUAAUUUAUUUUGCAUUUUUUUUUUGUGAAAUAUUUUUAGAUGAAUUAUCACAACUUUGUUAUUGUGCA